AUGGCCUCAUCUCAAAUACUUUCCUGCUUAUUGUUGUUCGGUUGCGUGUGUGCAGCAAAUGCAAUUGGUAAGAUUUACCUUUUAUAGUUGAUCUCAUGCCUUUGUCAGUAUCCUACCUAUAGACACAUUGUAUUAUCUUGAGUUAGCGUACUUGUACUGGGGUAAAUACAUUUGAAUUCAAUACACUUUUUGACAGCAUCCCUUUUGAUUUAAACAACUUUCCAUACGUCUUUGCCCAUGGAAGAAGUGGUCAGAAUGUGACUUUUUGGACCUGAAUGCUAAAACAUUCAGGAGAUAAAGUAUUUAUAUACACCAGCGUUUCUUUCAAUUGGGUUGCACAAAAAUAGUCCAUGGGAAGCCAGAAGUUAAAUACAAUUCCAUUUCAAUUUACUGUGUCGGUGGGCAGGAAGGUUGGUCAUUAUGACGGGUGGAAUUUGAGAUAAAAUAUCUAAAGGAUCGUAUUAUUAAACAGAUCUUCAAACGUGGGUCUGUUGUAGACGUACUUCUCUGCUUACCUCAUGUCAAAAUAAAAGUUAUUCCUUUUUUAUCCACAUGUGGUGCACGUGCAGGACUUUUAUUUUGAUAUUUAGGUAAACCUACUUUAAUCUAUUACCUAUAUUUCUAUGAUUUCAAUAGGUUUCCUAUGGAGGAUUGACAGUAUAAUUUAAAACAACAGAUAUUCCCAUUCAAGUCAACAUUCUCAGAUGUGUGGACCUCCAACAAUCGUUGAAAGUUGAAACAUCAAUUUUAUUCCCAUUUUAGUACAUUUAUCAGCCAAAACAUUACACCCACCCUCUAUUCGAGCAACCGAUGGUGGACACAACACAAAAACCUCAGAUUAUGUAAAAUAGAGUCUACAAACUACAACAUAUGCGAAAAUUGUUAUGAAUUGUUUUUAUCGAGGAAUGUUUAAAUAGUUUGACAACCCAAUUUGUAAGCUUUUAAAUGGGAUCAAUCUCAAACGUUUAUCUUUUCCACUGAUGAAGACAUGGAUGUCUAAUGGUAUGGUGGGGUAUGCAAAAUAAGUCAACUUUGAGCACCUUUACCUCUUGAAUAUUUUGGGGUGCUGUCAAAAAGUGAUUGAAUUCAAAUGGAUUUACCCACUGGUUAGUCGCAUCAAUGACUCUGUCUUAUCAUUUAACAUAAAAAGAAGUAUGGUGCAGCUGUUUAUUGUAGGUGUCAAUGUUUUUUCACCUGCCUGGAAUAUGUAUUUUGUGUGUUUUUAGAAUGAGUAGCCUAGUUAGAACAUGACCCUGUUUGUGAUAAUCAGACCAAUGAAUAAGAGAGGGAAAUUCAAGUUAAUAGCCUCAUAAUUCAACUAUAUUUGGAUCAUUUAUUUUUAUCAUGUCAUUUUUUAACAAUACAAUUUCUGUUACAUGUUUAAACUCAAAGAACUCUGCUCAAGAUGAUUAUGUUAAAUGUAGCUUAUUUAUAGUAGCUUAUUGUAUGUUGGGAAUCGCCAACACACUGUCCAAUAUUACAGAUCUUUAUCAGUGAUGUUUCUCUCCUGUUUCUUAUCACAGGUAUAGGACGUGCGUUCAUCGGGGUGGUCGACCCUCAGGAUGCCGACCGCGUCACGGUGGACAAGGCAACCGCGGAAACGCUGCGGAGCAGUCUGACCACGGUGUUCCUCCCCAUUGUCUACAUAGUGGUGUUUGCUGUGGGGCUGCCCACCAACGCCAUGGCCAUCUGGGUCUUCCUGUUCAGGACCAAGAAGAAGCACCCUGCCGCCAUCUACAUGGCCAACCUGGCUCUGUCCGACCUGCUGUUUGUCAUCUGGACGCCCCUGAAGAUCGCCUACCACUUCAACGGCAAUGACUGGAUCUAUGGAGAGAGGCUGUGUAAAGUGCUGGUGGGCUUCUUCUACGGGAACAUGUACUGCUCCAUCCUUUUUAUCACCUGUCUGAGUGUGCAGCGCUACUGGGUGGUGGCUCAUCCUCUGUCCCACCAGAAGAAGAACAGCAAAAUGGCCAUCACUGUCUCCGUCUCUAUUUGGGCCUUCAUCUGGCUCACCACCACCCCCCUGUACCUCUACGACCACACGGCCAAGCUCAUGGACCUCAACAUCACCACCUGCCAUGACGUCAACAUCAUUCAUGACCUGGAGAACCCCUUCCCUGACGUAGCGCUCCCCUACUUCUACUUCGUCCUCAUGGCCGGCAUUGUCUUCCUAGUCCCCUCCCUGGUCAUCAUCUUGGCCUACAUUCUCCUCCUCAAGGCCCUGGGGAACUCCAUGACGGACGGGAACGCUGGGAAGAACCGUCAGAAAGCCGUGGUGCUGAUCGUGACCGUGCUGGUCACCUUCCUGGUGUGUUUCGUCCCCAGUAACAUCAUGCUGGUCAUCCACUACACCCUCCUCAAGGACGGGGUGAUCAACAACGGCUACGGCUUCUACAUCACCACCCUGUGUCUGGCCAGCCUCAACAGCUGUCUGGAUCCCUUCAUCUACUACUUUGUGUCUGAGGACUUCAGGGACCAUGUGAAGAACACACUGCUGUGUAGAAGCAGCAGGACGGUGGAGAGGAUGAGGGUCUCCUUCAGCUCCAUGAAGUACUCCAAGAAGAGCAAGGCCUAUGUGUCUGAGUCAGGGAACACACAGAGCAGUACCUGCUAA
Messenger RNA from Coregonus sp. 'balchen', 2614 nucleotides. The record is from the annotation of a GenBank genome assembly. Lineage: Eukaryota; Metazoa; Chordata; Actinopteri; Salmoniformes; Salmonidae.